This is a messenger RNA of Brassica napus (rape), 749 nucleotides long. RefSeq names its product transketolase-1, chloroplastic. Gene Ontology annotation, cellular component: cytosol. The transcript is spliced from 6 exons. Gene Ontology annotation, molecular function: transketolase activity. NCBI's taxonomy places the organism in Eukaryota, Viridiplantae, Streptophyta, Magnoliopsida, Brassicales, Brassicaceae. The record is from RefSeq and is a predicted model, not a curated record. Bases 1 to 681 code for a protein of 226 amino acids. Gene Ontology annotation, biological process: pentose-phosphate shunt.
AUGGCUGCUUCAGCUUCUUUCUCUGUAUCAUCCCCACCUCUCAUAAGCAAGUGGCAGUGGAAGUUCAAGGGAAACUCGAUCGGUCCCAGUGGUCCUCAGGCUCGUCAGGAGGAGGAUUUGAAGAGUUUCAGACAAUGGGGAAGCAAGACACCAGGACAUCCCGAGAAUUUCGAGACUCCUGGGAUUGAAGUCACUACUGGUCCUCUUGGACAAGGAAUAGCCAAUGCUGUUGGUUUAGCUCUUGCUGAGAAGCACUUAGCUGCUCGGUUCAACAAACCUGGCGCUAAAGUUGACCACUACACGUAUGUGAUCCUUGGAGAUGGUUGUCAGAUGGAGGUAUUUCAAAAAAAAGCAGCCUUUCUAGCUGGUCACUGGGGACUUGGAAAGCUCAUUGCUUUCUAUGAUGACAAUCACAUCUCCAUUGAUGGAGACACUGCGAUUGCCUUUACUGAGAACGUUGACCAGCGUUUCGAAGCUCUUGGAUGGCAUGUUAUCUGGGUGAAGAAUGGUAACACUGGGUAUGAUGAGAUCCGUGCUGCUAUUAAGGAAGCUAAAGCUGUUACAGACAAGCCCACAUUGAUUAAGGUCACUACUACAAUUGGUUAUGGAUCUCCCAACAAGGCGAACUCAUACAGUGUCCAUGGAGCUUGUGUCUAUAUAACAAACACUCUCGACUUGUAACAAACACUCUUGCUUUCUCUCUUAAAUCAACAUUCACUUUUUAUAUUCACAACAAAAAAUUUUAUUCA